UAUUUUUUACUUCUUACCCACUUGGGGACAAAAGAUUGUCAAACUAAGAUCGUAAUAUCUGGAUUUAUUUUUAUUCCGUACAAUAAUUUCCCACUCAUGGCAGUAGAGAUUAGUACAAUUUUCUUCUUCACCGCAUUUGUUGGUUCGGUUUUUGUUCUAUAUCAUAAAUUAACCCGAAGGAAACCGGUUUUCCAUUCUAAACCAGAUAAAGUAAUUCUUCACUUUAAAACUCUUGGCUCACCAGAGUUGUCACCAUUCCGAUUGAAGCUGGAGACCUAUCUAAAACUAUGUCAGAUUCCUUACGAGCUAUCACACAUUCGCCAACUGUCUUCUAAAGGUAAACUACCUUGGAUUGAACAUAAUGGAGUGGUGGUUGAAGACACGCAGUUUUGUAUCGAUUAUUUAAAUAACAGUUUUAAUGUGGAUCUGAACGAAAAAUUGUCCCCCUAUGAACGUUCUUUAUCUCGAGCAUUCCAAGUAAUGAUAGAAGAAAAUACAACCUGGUGCCUACUUUUGUCCCGUUGGAAAUACGAACGGAAACCAAAAUUUUUCCAAGCUUUAAAAGUGAAUGUCGUAUUUACUUAUUUAAUCACAAAGUCUCUUAUGCGAAAAUCAUCUGGACACGGAAUAGGUCUCCACACAUGGGAAGAAAUAAAAAGCAUUGCAAAGACAGACUUAACUGCUUUAUCCGACUUUUUAGGUGAGAAAAAAUACUUAUUCGGAAACUUCAUGACUUUGGCUGACUGCAGUGCAUUUGGUUUGCUGGUUCAGAUUUGUUAUAAUCACACCGAUAGUUACUUACAUCAAUUAGUAAACGAUUCCUUUCCAAACCUCAAAGAUUACUGUGAUAGGAUAAGAAACGAAUACUAUCCUGAUAUGGUCCUGCUAUCCUGAUAAAUAAAGUUAACUGAAUUCAACGAUCUGGAAUAUUCUUUUCCAUAUAUACAUACGAAAGUAGUUAUGUAGAUGUCUGGACAACAACUGCCAGUCAAUUUGCAUAUAUCUUAUGCUUGCUACAUGUGUAACUCAUAUAUAUGUAGAAUGGCCAAAAAGGUUAUCGGAGAUUCAUUGAUAACUGACGAUUAUUGAAAACUGUACAACUGACUGGAAACAAAAUAUCAUGCCACCUGCACCCAACACAUAUAUCAUUCUUCAUGCCACUCAUAUAUCAUGCUAGCGAGGAGACUUCAACUAAAACAUUUUUCACUUGUAUAUUCUGACAUCAAAACAAAAGUUUGGAUUCACCACAACACACUGAAUAAAUGUACUAUCGCAAUGGGA
Molecule: messenger RNA, 1281 nt
Organism: Octopus sinensis (East Asian common octopus)
Lineage: Eukaryota; Metazoa; Mollusca; Cephalopoda; Octopoda; Octopodidae
Product: failed axon connections homolog
Exons: 6
Coding region: 97-894 (265 amino acids)
Cellular component (GO): cytoplasm
Source: RefSeq, a predicted model, not a curated record